Molecule: messenger RNA, 3809 nt
Organism: Synchiropus splendidus (mandarinfish)
Lineage: Eukaryota; Metazoa; Chordata; Actinopteri; Syngnathiformes; Callionymidae
Product: tripartite motif-containing protein 16-like
Exons: 2
Coding region: 853-2475 (540 amino acids)
Molecular function (GO): zinc ion binding; protein binding
Source: RefSeq, a predicted model, not a curated record
AACGCUCAAUAAUCCAGCCAAUGAAAACAGUAGCUGCUGAUGUGUUCCACAGGGUCGAGAUGUAGAGAGUCAGAAACAGUCUGGAGAGAGGUGGAUCUGGAGGUCAGCCAUGUUUCUUUACCUCCGCCGCGUAUAGUGUUCGGGUGACGCCGCUUUUUACGUCCCUCAAUUCUACAUUUCCAUCAUGAGGAUCUGGACAUUUAGGAAUGGAUUCAGGAUCCUUCACGUCCGAGUCACGACCCUCCACCGCGUGUGUGUGGCUUGCUGACGUCAUGUCGUGAUAAAACUGCGGGGACAAGGUGAGAAUCGAGGGUCACCAGUGAUGUGUUCGAUCUGACCAGUUCAGAACAAUAGACGCGAGCUUGAAACAGGCCCUGCUGUCUCCUCUGCCUUUUGACGACAAAGAACAUCACGGACGUGGUUCAAGUACAGGAAGCAAGAGCUUGAAAUGGCCGUCUGAACAAAAAGAGUAAAAUAAUCUGCAGGACGAUGAACAGGAAAUAUGAAAAUGGAGCAGAGUUUAUUUCAUGAAAAAUGAAUUUGGAUUGAUGAUGCUACAAAAUAAAUGAUUAUGGAUUGUAUAAAUGUUUGUGUUUCGCAGUAGGAGCCAGAAGAAAUGUUGGAAAGUCCAAACAAAAUGAAAAGAAACCAGUCCGAUACGCGCUGGCUCAUUGUGUUGUUGUUGUCUGGCGCCAUCUGGUGGCCAUUAAACAUCAGCUCACGUUACUGUGUGAGUGGAACUGCUAUUUUUAUUUGACAGAAUCAUCACGUGGUUUCCAGGAACUGUGGCAGAAGGAGGAAGCAACAGUUAAGUUUCAGUUCCGAGUCUGAAGCCAGUUAGUCAUCAGUGAAAUGGAGGCCAGAGUCGAUCUGAAGAGAGACUCUUUCUUCUGUUCCAUCUGUCUGGAUCUACUGAAGGAUCCAGUCACUCUCAACUGUGGACACAGCUUCUGUCAGGUCUGUGUUGAUGGUUACUGGGACUCAGAAGGUGAGAGGAACAUCUGCCAGUGUCCUCAGUGCAGACGGACCUUCACCCCGAGGCCUCUCCUGCAGAAGAACGUCAUGUUAGCAGAGUUAGUGGAGGAGCUGAAGAAGACUAGACUCCAAGCUGCUGACCUCUGCUAUGCUGGACCUGAAGAUGUGGCCUGUGACUCCUGCACUGGGAGGAAGCUGAAAGCCCUCAAGUCCUGUCUGCUGUGUCUGACCUCUUACUGUGAGCAACACCUCCAGCCUCAUCUAGAAGCUCCGGCCUUCAGGAGACACAAGCUGGUCCAGCCGUCCAAGCAGCUCCAGGAGAUCCUCUGCCCUCAACACGAUGAGGAGAAGAAGAUGUUCUGUCGUACUGAUCAGCAGGUCAUCUGUCACCUCUGUGCUGUGGACCAACACAAAGACCAUCACAUUGUCUCGGCCGCAGCAGAGAGAAGAGAGCGAGAGAAAGAGGUGGAUCAGAGUCGAGGAAGGAUCCAGCAGAGGAUCCAGGAGAGACAGGAAGGGCUGAAGCUGCUUCAGCAGGAGCAGAAGACCAUCAGAGACUCUGCUGAUAAAGCAGUGAAGGACAGUCAGGUGAUCCUCCAGCAGAUGAUCCAGGACCUCCAGAGAAGAAUGUCUGAUGUGGAGCAGCAGAUCAGAUCCCGGCAGGAGACUGAAGCCACUGGAGUCCGAGGACUUCAGGAGCAGCUGGAGCAGGAGAUCGCUGAGCUGAAGAAGAAGGAUGCUGAGCUGCAGCAGCUGUCACUCACCGACAGUCACUUGGUCUUUCUCCAGAACUGGUCCUCAGUCUCAGAGGUCAGUGAGGACACGCUCUCCUCCAGGACCCACGUCCGUCCUCACUGCUGCUUUGAGGAAGUGUCAGCAGCCGUGUCAGCCAGCAGAGAGCGACUCCAGGACCUUCUGAGAGACACCUGCACCAACAUCUCACUCAUGCUCAAGCCACAGACCAGAGCUGAGUUCCUCAGGUUCUCACAGGACAUCACUCUGGAUCCAAACACUGCUCACUCAUGGUUGUUGUUGUCUGAAGGAAACAGGAAAGUGAGAGACAUGGGGAAAGAUCAGUCUCCUCCUCCUCAUCCAGACAGAUUCAUCGAUAACGCUGAGGUCCUGAGUAAAGAGCCUCUGACUGGACGUUGUUACUGGGAGGUGGAGAAGAUAGGAAUAGUUAUAGUAGCAGUCUCAUACAAGAACAUCAGCAGAUCAUGGGAAGAAAGUGAAUUUGGAUGUAAUGACAAAUCUUGGUCUUUAUGGUGUCACGACUCUGGUUGUUUAUUCACACACAACAGCAUCAGAACUCAAGUCUCCACAGCUCCAUCCUCCAGAGUGGGAGUGUACCUGGAUCACUCUGCAGGUCUUCUGUCCUUCUACAGCGUCUCUGAAACCAUGACCCUCCUCCACAGAGUCCACACCACCUUCACUCAGCCUCUACACGCUGGAGUUGGGCUUGGGAAUAAAUCGUCUUGUGAGUUCCUGAAGCUGAACUAGAGAACAGUGUGAGCUUGUGUAUUUGUUUAUUUCAGUCCAGCGAUGAUCUGUUUAUCACUUUAAAUGUGCAAAUACCUGAAGGGCGAUAUAUAAAAUGUCCUUGUGCAUGAUUUUCAUGUUGUGAUUAUUGUGAGUUUCCCCCCCAUUAUCUUUGGCUGCAUGUCUCUCUGGACAGUUCCAUGAAAUGCAUCUGACUGAGGUCAUCUCUCUGUGUUAUUGUGUGUUGCUGCGUCUUCUCUCUUGUGUAGACACUUGCUGUAUAUACUGGAAAAUCGAAAAUAUUAUAACCAAGCUUUACACUUAUUAUGAGCACUUAUUGAACCUGUAUGCUUUGCACUUUUGAACUUACAAGCAGGGCAUGCUCUAACCUCAGGGUGAACUUGUAAGCAGAACAUGUUUUUAAGCCGAGCUUGCGAUUAUAGUUAACACUUAGAAGAAACGUUGUAUUAAUAGAACAUUGUGGUCUUCACUUAGAACAUAAGUUACAUUUAUCAAAACAAUGAAACUAACACUCAGCAUGUUCAAUGAAUCUAAAACAUCUGCAUAAGACAUAAGGGGUGUCUCUAAUGAAGUUAAAACUUUCCACUAAGGACGACAGCUAGAACACGUAAUGAAAAUUAAAACUUUCCACUGAAGAUGACAAGAACACGUCACCCAUUAAUGACGCAUUGGGGGAUUGUUUAUUGAAAUCAGCAAUGUUGCUAUAAAGGUCUAGGAUAAACUGACCUCUCGCUCUCGCUCUUGUUCCACGCUUUUGGCUUCAUCCGUUUGCUGUAAGGUCUUGUAUCUUAACUUGGGACGGUGCUCUUGCUCUUGCUCUUAGGCCAUUUGAUUUAACUCUUUUUGUUGUUCUCUUAUGGUUUUUAUUAUUGAUUGGUUGAUUUUUAUGAUUAAUUCUUUUGACUUAAUCUCUUUUAUUGCAUAUACUUUGAAUAUAUUUUUUAGGAUCUUUGACUUAAUCCUUUUUAUUGUGUAUGCAUUUUGAUUAUAUGAUUUUUUGACAUUUAUGUAUGUGCACUAGCGUCUGGCGGUGCCUUUGACUUGGUUGGGUAUUAGCGUCUGGCAAUACCCUUGAGUUUAUUGAUGUUUAUUGAUUUUAUUGUUUUUAUUAUCCUUUUUUGAAUUUUAUUGUUUUAUUACCCUUUUAUCAUUUUUGUAUUGAAUUUGAUUCUUUAUUGAUUUUACUGUUUUGUUAUCCUUUUUAUCAAUUUUUUGGAGAAAUACUUUUGACAUAAAAACAAAAUAAAACUGAGUACGAAUUAAGUACUGAAAAGGCACAACGGCAUUGAUCCCUGACUACUAAAGAAUCGACUGGCUCCUGUACUACCAUCAAC